Molecule: messenger RNA, 1566 nt
Organism: Marasmius oreades (fairy-ring Marasmius)
Lineage: Eukaryota; Fungi; Basidiomycota; Agaricomycetes; Agaricales; Marasmiaceae
Exons: 5
Coding region: 187-1566 (459 amino acids)
Biological process (GO): positive regulation of transcription by RNA polymerase II
Molecular function (GO): RNA polymerase II cis-regulatory region sequence-specific DNA binding; DNA-binding transcription factor activity, RNA polymerase II-specific; protein dimerization activity
Source: RefSeq, a predicted model, not a curated record
CACGUCUCACGGAAGCUGCUGCGGGCCUGAACUGGGGGAACUGGGUACGACAGAGGUUGCUAUUUUUAAAAUCAUUGAAAGCGUCGGAAUCCCCUUCGCUUCGCUCUUCUUUCUCCUCUCCGUACCACGUAGCCAACGUAGAGUCGAGGAAGACUUUAGAGCUGAAGAACGGAAGAAUAACAGAGAAUGGGUCGCAGGAAAAUCGAAAUCACGGCUAUCACUCACGAACGAAAUCGUUCAGUUACUUUCCUCAAGCGCAAAACAGGUCUGUUCAAGAAAGCGUACGAGUUGGGUGUACUGUGUAGUGUCGAUAUCGCUGUCAUUAUAUUCGAUGAUAAAAUCCACGCUGCACGCCCUACAACAAAGCUUUACGAGUACUCUUCUUCCUCUUCAAAACAUGCAGUAAAAGACAUCGUAAAACGAUACCUCAAGUACUCUGGUGACAAGGAUUCCAAAGGGCCGGGUGAUUUCGGAGGUGGUAGGAUGGGGGAUGUCGAUGAGGACUCCAAGGAUUCCGAUGACGAGUCUGAGUCUGAGGAAGAAGUAAAGCCAAAGAAAAGAAAGAAACACUCACGUUCUAAACCGAAACGACCGCGCAAACGGUCUCUCAGUUCUUCUCCCUCCCUAACGGCUUCAUCGCAACGCAGUUUAUCUCCAGUCUCGACGCUCACGCCUUCUCCCACAUCAGCACAGACCCCAUCGUCAUCGUCAUCGUCAAUGAUAGCUCUCCCAAAACCGACAAUACCAAUCCCGAUACAUCACUUACAACAUGGAGGAGAAGGCCCAGGGUACCACCACCACAAUUUCAUGUCACUCCCCUUCCCUCGAGGUGUAGCACCCCCUUCCCCACCCCAUACCGACCGUGAUGGAGAUAUGGAGACGGAGAUAUCUGUACAAACCUAUCGACAGAUAUUGCUCCAACAUCGUCUCCAACAGCAGCAGCAGAGAGAAGAACAGCAACAGAGCAGUUACGAAGAUCUCUUAGCUAUCUUCAGUGGUGGUGGUAGUGGGCCAAGUUCGUCGUAUUCAAAUCCGACUCCGACUCCGAAUUCCGGUGCGGAUACAGGUGGGAAUUCGUAUUACCACUCGGGGUAUACGACGAGUGCGUAUUCGUAUCCGCCACCGCCAGCACCAGCACCACUUCCUCAACUUCCAUUUCCGAACUUUCCACCCUUGAUUCAGCAUCAGCAUCAGCAUCAACACCAACAACACCAACAACCGCAUCUGUUUGCUCUAAACCCAAGUCUUAUGGCGCAAGAAGACCCUCAGGCUCCUUGUCGGUACGAAUCUCAGGAGAUAGUACGAUGGCCUCAGGCUGGUCCGGGUUCUCCAUCCGUAUCCGCAUCCGAGUCUCCGUCCCAAGCACACUCCCAACAACAACAACAACAACAACAACGUACGUCGAAUUCGUGGUUGAAUUACCUUUCUGUUACAGGUCAUCCGGCGCUAGGAGUAGGAGGGGGAGGGGGAGGGGGAGAGCCCCAAUCUCAGAGUCAUAGUCAUAGUCAUGGGGAUUUGGAUCUGUUGGGUCAUGGUGUGUUUUCUGGACCUCGAGAGCCGGUUUAG